Messenger RNA from Penicillium arizonense, 1023 nucleotides. RefSeq lists its product as uncharacterized. The transcript is spliced from 2 exons. The coding region runs from base 1 to 1023 and encodes 340 amino acids. Lineage: Eukaryota; Fungi; Ascomycota; Eurotiomycetes; Eurotiales; Aspergillaceae. The record is from RefSeq and is a predicted model, not a curated record. Gene Ontology annotation, molecular function: zinc ion binding.
AUGACUUCCCCCCAGAAAGGCUUUCCGUCUUCACCACGGGCCCGUAUGACGGCGCCUGGUCUCUUCAAGGACGGCCUCUGGUGCUGUGACUGCCCAGAUCGGCCCGCUGCUAAACAACAUCAAGUUAAGAAACACAGCCCAAACCACGGGAGAUAUUUCUGGACCUGCGAUCAACCCCAACAUCUUAGAUGCAAGUUCUUCCUUUGGGCAAGCGACGCCGAGAUCCGCGAACAAGCAACUGUUCUUUCCAACUCUCGAUCCGAAGUCGAUCCUCCGUCUCUGACACCCUCCAAACCUAAAACCCCUGGCCGUCUUAGCAAUGGUCUCAUGACCCCUCAAACCGAGCGUCGAUUCAUUGACAACCCUUCGCGCAGCUUCAUAUCCCCUCCGAAAACGGCCAAAGCCAGAAUGAUUUCCGAGGCCUCUGACGAAUAUGGAUGGAAUGACGACUCCGAUGAGAAUGAGGAACUCACGAAUGUGCUAUCAUCCAGCCAGGCUACAGAGCCUUUCGUGUCACAACCAGACUUCCACCGCGAAUCACCAUCAAAGGUGCCCCGCACACAAUCAUUUACCUCCCCGGGCAAACGGAAAUUCUCCGAAGCUUUAAAUACCAGCUCUCCUCAGACUCAAUCUGCACUUGCCACACCUUUCUCAUCCCGAUCCUCUCGAACUGAGCAGUUCCCUCCAUCGUCAGCGGAGCUAUGUAUGACGCCUACGCCGAGCAAAUAUAGCGAUGUCCUCUACACAGACUCGAAGUAUGACAUGACUGAUCUGUCAAAAAGUCUGCUAGAUGUGCUGGACAAGCAUAGUGUUGUGCUACCAAGUCAUGCACAGAGAGAGAUGGUCGCGCUGCUCAAUCAGCAUGAUCUUAGAACCAAGGGCAUUAGCAAAGGGCGAGACAUGGCACGCAUGCUGCUCAAAAAAAGAGAUGACGAGAUCGUCAAGUUGAAGGAGCGUAUCUCUAACCUUGAAGCUCAGAAGGAGUUGGAUCGCAGCCUUAUUGAGGGGAUGAAAUUAUCUUAA